AUCCUCUUCGGGAGACUUGGCGAAGCAUGCGGCGGGCGGUGCACACUGCACAGAGCAGGAGCAGGUGGCGAAGGGUGUAUAUAAGGGGGGGACCUUGAACAUUUUUCCAGAUCAUACUUCUGCAAUCCUUUCACGUUUCGACUCGUCGUCGACUUCUUCAUCUUUCUUCAUCUCUACCUUCAAGUCUUUCACCACUUCCAUCCUCCCAUCGUAACACCACUGUAAUAUGGCUCUCGGACCCAUCCACUGCGGCUCUUUCCUGCUGCUAGCAGCGACCGUGCUCCUGCUAGUGUCGAGUAUAUCGGCCCCAGUAAUUCACAACAUCUCAUUCCUCGACAUCAAGCAGGGAUCUUCAUCGAAGGCUACGUUCGGUGUCUUUGGCUAUUGCUCAAACAUCAUCGGGUCAGACUCUUGCAGCGACCGUAAACUCGGCUACGACAUCGCCGACGUGACCGGCACCCUCACCAACUUUUCCUACGUCAACGACCACCUCGAAUCCCUCACCAAAGCCCUCAUCCUCCACCCCAUCGCCACCGGCAUCGCCUUCCUCUCCUUCCUCAUCGCCCUCGCCUCAGACCACAUCGGCUUCCUCUUCGCCGCCUUUGUUGCGUUCGUGGCGUUUGUGGUGUCGUUGGCGGCGAUGAUUAUCGACUUUGUGAUGUUUGGGGUGGUGAGGCAUCAGGUGAACGACAAUACGGAUGCUUCGGCGAGUUUCGGGACGGCGAUCUGGUUGACGCUGGCGGCUACUGUCGUUCUCUUCUUCUCCACCUUUAUCGUCUGCUUUAGCUGCUGCACGAACCGGACGAGGAGCAGGCGGGAUACCGAGUAUGCUCAGCCGCCUAUGGCGCAGAACGGGUUCGAGAGGAGGAGAUGGUGGAACAGGGGGCAGUAUAGGUAUUAGUCAGUGUUGCAGUUAUUUGCGUGUUGAGCCUGAAGCAUCUUGAUGUAUUAUAUUCUACAUGUAUGUUUGGGAAUGUCGGU
Messenger RNA from Cryptococcus amylolentus CBS 6039, 981 nucleotides. RefSeq lists its product as hypothetical. Lineage: Eukaryota; Fungi; Basidiomycota; Tremellomycetes; Tremellales; Cryptococcaceae. Gene Ontology annotation, cellular component: growing cell tip; cell division site; plasma membrane. The transcript is spliced from 4 exons. The record is from RefSeq and is a predicted model, not a curated record. Bases 227 to 901 code for a protein of 224 amino acids.